Molecule: messenger RNA, 1047 nt
Organism: Argentina anserina (silverweed cinquefoil)
Lineage: Eukaryota; Viridiplantae; Streptophyta; Magnoliopsida; Rosales; Rosaceae
Product: probable glucan endo-1,3-beta-glucosidase At4g16260
Exons: 1
Coding region: 1-1047 (348 amino acids)
Biological process (GO): carbohydrate metabolic process
Cellular component (GO): plasma membrane
Molecular function (GO): hydrolase activity, hydrolyzing O-glycosyl compounds
Source: RefSeq, a predicted model, not a curated record
AUGCCGAAGAAUAAUGAUCAUCACUAUUAUUACAUCCUCCUCUCUCAUAUUUCACUCUUCUUGCUUAAUCUUCUGCCACUCUCAUCCUCAGUGCCGCUGCCGGUCGGAAUCUGCUAUGGCCGUGUAGCAAACAAUCUCCCACCGCCCACUGCCACCGUCGAUAUCCUCAAAGCCAAUAACAUAACAAACGUCCGUCUCUUCAACACCGACCCUGCCGCUCUCAGCUCCUUCUCCAACACCGGGAUCAGCGUCAUGAUCGGCGUCCCUAACGAAAUCCUCCCCUCACUCACCACCGCGUCCGCCGCCACCGAGUGGCUCCAAUCUAACAUCUUUGCCAUAAUUCCAGCCAACCAAGUCCGCUACAUCGCCGUAGGCAACGAGGUCUUCAACAAAGACCCGUACUACACUCCCCAUGUGGUUCCCGCCAUGCACAGCCUCCACCAAGCCCUCCAAACCCUAAAUCUCUCACUUUCAAUAAAGCUUUCAUCGCCUCAAGCCGCCUCUGUGCUUUCAAAUUCCUUCCCUUCUUCCUCGGGCUUGUUCGAUCCAGAACUCAAACCAUUUCUGCUUCCACUUCUUCAAUUCUUGCAUGACACGGCGUCUCCCUUCAUGGUGAACUUGUAUCCCUAUUUCAGCUACUUGAACAACCGUCCCUACAUCUCUGUUGACUAUGCCUUGUUUCGGGACCCAAAACUGGUCCACGACGGCGCGUUGGUGUACGACAAUCUAUUCGACGCGAGCGUUGACGCGUUUGUGAGCGCGUUGGAGAAGGAAGGGUUUGGUGAUGUUGAGGUGGUGGUUUCUGAGACCGGGUGGCCGACGAGCGGUGGGGAAGCGGCGAGUGUGGAAAAUGCGCUGGCGUAUAAUAGAGAGGUGGUGAGGCGGGCGGCGGAAGGGGUUGGGACGCCGAAGAAGGCGGGUGUAGGGCUGGAGGUGUACUUGUUUGAUUUGUUUGAUGAGAAUGAAAAAGGCGGGGAGGAGUAUGAGCGGCAUUUUGGGAUUUUCGGGCUUGACGGGUUUAGGGUAUAUGACCUUACUUUCAACUGA